Molecule: messenger RNA, 892 nt
Organism: Crotalus tigris (Tiger rattlesnake)
Lineage: Eukaryota; Metazoa; Chordata; Lepidosauria; Squamata; Viperidae
Gene: HESX1
Product: HESX homeobox 1
Exons: 4
Coding region: 140-727 (195 amino acids)
Biological process (GO): regulation of transcription by RNA polymerase II; forebrain development; pituitary gland development
Cellular component (GO): nucleus
Molecular function (GO): DNA-binding transcription repressor activity, RNA polymerase II-specific; RNA polymerase II cis-regulatory region sequence-specific DNA binding
Source: RefSeq, a predicted model, not a curated record
AUCUUCAUUGACAUGCUAAAACUUUCUAAUAAAAGAUUUUAAUUAAUGACGUGGCAAAUCCAACCCCCUUGUUGCCAAAGCUAUAAGAAAAGACCUGUAAGUAAAAGCUGAAUUAUGGCGUGUGGAGGUUGGCAAAAGAAUGGCAGGCCGAUCGUUUUAUGCUCAUAAUGCAGCUUCUUAUAAUCAUCAGAAUAAAUUCAGUCUUGGGGAAGGCAAAAACACUUUUUCGUUUUCCAUUGAAAAUAUUUUGGGAUUAGAGCGGGAAAAAGAUGGCACUCCAGCUGCAAAACCCCACAGGCCAUGGGUGGAUAAAGGCAGUGAUUUAGGAAAAGAUUGUUUGCCCUGCCUGCAUCUCUCUUCAAUUUCCUGUGCACUCCCUUUGUAUAAUACAAGCAACUGCCUAAAAGCUGAAGAAAGAGUUUUGAAAUGUGAAAACUAUUUCGCAGUCAAUGAAAGAUUUUCUUACAAAAGGGAAUUGAGUUGGUACAGAGGUAGGAGGCCAAGGACUGCAUUCACUCAAAUCCAGAUAGAAAUACUGGAAAAUGUUUUCAAAGUGAAUUCUUAUCCUGGCAUUGAUGUUAGAGAAGAGCUGGCUGAAAAAUUAGAUUUAGAUGAAGACCGGAUCCAGAUCUGGUUCCAAAAUCGCAGGGCAAAGCUGAAAAGAUCCCAUAGAGAAUCACAGUUUCUAAUGGUGAAAAAUACUUUUUCUCAAACAAUUAUAAAAUGAAAAGAAAUGUAUAGAAUGCAUCAUUUUACUGUAGUACAUGAAUUCCUCAUAAACCACAAUGUGUUAUCAGAGACUUAUCAUGUUAAAAUAGGUUUCAAUGUUAUUUUUUAGAUGAGUGUAAUGAUUUUAUUGUAAAAGUAAACAAUAAAUGUUAUUGUUUCAUGA